This is a messenger RNA of Nasonia vitripennis (jewel wasp), 6538 nucleotides long. It is a transcript of the gene form3, whose product is annotated as cell division control protein 12. Gene Ontology annotation, biological process: cellular component organization. Bases 435 to 5978 code for a protein of 1847 amino acids. The record is from RefSeq and is a predicted model, not a curated record. Gene Ontology annotation, molecular function: actin binding. The transcript is spliced from 26 exons. NCBI's taxonomy places the organism in Eukaryota, Metazoa, Arthropoda, Insecta, Hymenoptera, Pteromalidae.
CGAGAGAGCAGGACAGGAGCAGCGGCAGCGCUCGCUCCGCGCGCAGGAGAGUCUGUGUGUGCCCGGAGCUCUCUGGGCUGCGCGAGAAACCGCGCAGUUUCCGCUAACCACUGCUCGGCAACUCGACGACGACUACCACGGAAAGUGAGUGCGCUCCGAUCUCUCGGCGCUGCUGUUGCUGCUGUUGUCCUCGGGACCCGGACAACCGGGACAACUCGCUCGAGCUUCGCGUGUCCUGCUGCACGAGCGAUUUCCGCGGACGAGUUUGCAGCCGAACCUCUGCAGAAACGAUGAUGCUGGACGAGCUGCCGCUGGACUUGUCGAGGAAAGGAUCAUCGCCAGUGGUGCGCGGCUGGGACACGUGAGAGGACGAGAGAAUCGCAUCGCGAGCAAGGAUCGAGAUCGGCACGAGCGUUAUCGCAAAUGCAGUCAACAUGGAUUCCAAUGUUGGUCUCGACUAUAUUGUGGAUAACCCCGACUACUGCAACAAGCUCGCUUCCGCUUUGGACACAGCCUGUCCAUCCGUGAAGAAGCAAGUCGUCGAGUUGCUCUCGGCGCUCUGCGUUUACAGCCAAGAUGGACGACAGCGCGCGAUCGACACUCUUCACAUUUACCAGGAACGCAAAGGCGAGCGCUACCGGCUGCUCCUCGUGGUCGACGAGCUGCGGAAAGCAUCGGCCGAGGAUUACCAGACGGCGUUGCUGGCAUUCAUCAACUGUCUAGUCAUUUCCGCGCCGGUCCUCAAGGACCGGGUUCGGAUCAGGAACGAGUUCAUCGGUCUGAAGCUCCUUCCGAUCCUGAACGAUCUACGGAAGGAGAAGAGCCACGUGCCGGACCUCAGGGUUCAGUUGGACGUCUUCGACGACCAGAGGGACACCGACGAGGAGCUAUCCAAUCAAGGUCCGCCUGGCAUCGAUCUAUCCUCGCACGUUGAUGUCUUCUAUGCCAUUCUCGGCCAGGUCGCAGACACGCCACAGGAAAUACCAUUUCUGAGUAUACUUCAGCAUUUAUUGCGACUUGAUCCGAAAGAGGCGGCAAGCGAUCUUGCCUGGGAUACCGCCGAGACGUUGGUCCAUCGAGCCACACUUCUAGAGAGCCGGGAGGAUGCUACCAAACUCCUGAGGUCACCGAGCUUACAAACGAACCUAUGCUGUCACUGCCGAGGCGCCGACCAGACCUGCGGCGGGAGCCGCAAGUCCUCGGUGCCCACGACAGGCACAACUACGACGUCGUCCGCAGCAGUGACACCUCCGAGCGCCGGUCCGGUGCCGCCACCACCGCCUCCAGCGCUGAUUCUGCCGCCGCCACCACCUCCACCGCUGCUGAUCUCGGGUCCUCCGCCACCGCCACCGAACGCUUUCAUGGACCCGCCACCACUGCCCCCGCCCUUACAAGCGCCCAUUGCGGCACGGGUACCGACACCCGAACCGCCGAACAACAGUGCCAAGCUUCUGCCACAGCAAGAGAUACCCACGCCCAAGACCAAAAUGAAGACCAUCAACUGGAACAAGAUACCCAACCACAAGGUCAUUGGCAAAAGAAACAUUUGGUCUCUCGUCGCCAACGAACAUCAGAAUUCGCCGAUGGCCGAUUUGGACUGGGCCGAAAUGGAGGGGCUAUUUUGUCAACAGGUGCCGCCGAUGAUACCAGCCAACACAACGUGUUCCAACAAUUUAGGCAAUGGGGUGGAUACUGAUAAACGUCGUCGAGAACCUACGGAAAUCGCAUUACUAGACGGCAAGAGAAGCUUAAACGUUAAUAUAUUUUUAAAGCAGUUCAGAAGUUCGAACGAAGACAUAAUUCAACUAAUCAAAGACGGCGGGCACGACGAUAUCGGCGCUGAGAAGCUCAGAGGCCUGCUGAAAAUCUUGCCGGAGGUCGACGAACUCGAAAUGCUCAAAAGCUUCGACGGUGAUAAGUUGAAGCUCGGAAACGCUGAGAAAUUCUUCUUGCAGCUUAUUCAAGUACCAAAUUAUAAAUUACGAAUCGAAUGCAUGCUGCUGAAGGAGGAAUUCGCCGCAAACAUGAGUUACCUUGAACCAAGUAUAAAUUCUAUGAUUCUCGCUGGCGAGGAUCUUAUGACAAACAAAUCUUUACAAGAGGUGCUUUAUAUGGUAUUAGUCGCUGGCAACUUUUUAAAUUCUGGCGGUUAUGCGGGAAAUGCUGCCGGUGUUAAGUUAUCGUCUCUUCAGAAAUUAACGGAGAUUCGGGCAAACAAACCCGGAAUGAAUCUCAUUCAUUAUGUAGCAAUGCAAGCUGAGCGAAAAAGGAAAGAUCUAUUAAACUUUGCUCGAGGGAUGAACGCUCUGGAUUCAGCGACAAAGACUACUGUUGAGCAGUUGACGAAUGAAUUCAACGCGCUCGAUACGCGAAUCAAAAAGAUCCGAAGCCAAAUACAGCUGCCAACCACAGAGGCAGACAUUCAAGAGCAAAUGGCACAGUUUCUGCAAAUGGCCGAGCAAGAAAUGUCACAGCUCAAGAGGGAUAUGGAAGAGCUUGACGGCGUCCGGCGAACGUUGGCCGAAUUCUUUUGUGAAGACGCUAAUACGUUCAAGAUCGAGGAAUGCUUCAAGAUUUUCCAUCAGUUCUGUCAGAAGUUUAACCAAGCUGUAACAGAGAACGAAAGGCGAAGGAUUCAAGAGGAACAGGUGCUCGCCAGACGCAAACAGAGGGAAGAACAAUUGCUCGCCAAGAAGCGUCUCCUCAGUAAUCAGGCGGAGACUCCCAAUUCCGAGUCGGAUUGCUACAUGAUGGAAUAUAGUUCACUGGAGAAUGGCAUGCCACAAAAGUCUUACAGUCGCGAUGCCAAGAUUAAAAGACUGCAGAAUGGCAUGGGUACGUCGGAAGAAGACAUAUCGACCACGGGAUCGCCAAGUAUUCGUCGACGUUUGGGCUCUUGUUCGGGUGGUCCCGAUCAGUUCUCUACCAAAGAAGAUACUUAUUCGCCAGAUAUAACGCCAAAUGGAACCUUACGUCGAAGAAGGAGUCGUAUUCCGUGUGAAGAUGACGAUGGAAACUUGAUGGACUUUCUACGUACAACUGGUCAGGAUAAUGGGCGAGAAAGAAAGUCGUGGGGUAGUUUAGAUCGUUCGUGGGCUAAGCGGGCGCGUGGGCAGCCACGACGAGGAGAUUUAUUGAACGCCGAUUUCUCUGGAGAUCGUGAACGGCCAAGCUCACCAUCGCCUCUUGUCGAGACCAAACCAUUCUUACAAGCAGAAGAGGAAGCGAAACCCACAGGAAAAGCUUGGAGACAAAAGAUCGAGGCUUGGCUGACGGAGAAUGAAAAGGAAGAACGCGCAGGCGAGGAAAUUCAAAGAAAAGCUCGGCAGCGGCAGGCGAACCGCAGGUCCUUCGAAGACUCAGGUAUAAUGAUAGCAAUCAUUUAUUCAUACCCGCAUGAUUUUCAAAAUGCAAUUAUCGUCAAUUUAAAUGUUUCGUCAUUACUAACAGAGAAUGAAGGCAAAAAUUCGCUGCCAAACACAUUUACCGAGGAGAACUCCAACGGCGACAGAUACCAAAAAUAUGAUUGGCGUCCAUCUGUGGAGAAGACCGAUGUUAUGCGAACAAUGGAAGCCAUCGAAGAAGCUACUCCUGUAUCGUCACAAAAAGAUAAAUCUCCUUGGAGAAAGUCCAGUCUGAACGUUCCAAGCAGUGUCGAGGAAACAGAUCCCCGAUAUUCCCGUAGACUUCGGUCUCGGCUUAAUGCGGACAAUAUCCUUGGAUCGAGCACCUUACAAGCCAUCCGUGAAGAGGAGCGUAAGAAAAAUAAGGCGUCAGAACCAGCGGAUAGUGGCCUCGAUGAGCUGACGAUUUAUCUACGCACACCAGCUCCGACAACGACUGCUCAGGUGCCGACAUCUCGACGAUUGUCACAACUGAGCAAACGUGGAGCCGAGGACACUGAAACAAUCAGCGAUAAAAUUGAGAUCGAUUCGGACAAUAUCGAGACUCCACCAGCUACCCGAAGACUUUUCAGUCCUCCCAAAGACAUUAAGCCUACUGAUAAGGACGUAGCUAAGAGAUCGACUACCUCCACGACACCUAGUCGCGACGAAAAUAGUGCAUACACGGAUCUUGGAAGCGGUAACUUCGACAGGUUCUCAGCAGCACGUCGCACGCGUCGUUAUAAAAAGGGCCAGGACCCGUCUCUCGAUAAAGACGGUUUGAAGCUCGACCUUUCUGCCACCGACGGCAGUCACGAAGAAAGUUCCAGCCACGUCAAUUCUAACAGUGCUAGCACCACGAACACCACACCUCGUCGUCCUAGCACACUCGCCUUGUCAGACGAUCAUCAGGACAACGACGCAAUGUUACGCGUUUGGCAAGAGAAACUAAAGCGCCGCGACGCAAACCAAAGCGACAUUGAUGCAGCCCUAGCUGAGAUCGCUAAAUCUGGCGAGGACUUACAACAGUUGUCACGCAGCACUGGACAAACGGCCACUACAACCGGCUGCCCUAGUGUAGCUGCAGGUUCUAGGAGUUCCCGAUUACCUGUUACACAGCCUGCACCUGUCCUAGCAGUGACAAACACUGUUUUAAGUCCAGUCAUGCAGGAGUCCAGGCCCAGGGAUGCACCCUGCGUUCAUCCUGAAAGAGCAACACCGAGUAGAGAGAGGCGACACAGUAUGAUCGACCCGAGUCAAGUGAAGGAAUCGUUAAGGCUCAUGAACGAACCCGAGCUUAUAACGAGUCCCACGAAUGAGAACCUACUGCCUAACAGUCUGCUGAGUCGUCAACUCAAUGAUAAGACAGAUGGGGGUGACGCACCUAUGAGUUCGAAGAACUUGGAUAGCAAUAAAAGCUACAGCUUAACAAACAGCAAUGCAUCAUCAAAUCAGCUACCAUCACCAAGGCAGACUUCCGUCUUUGGCAAAGGUACAAGCCGCUACAUACCGGAUCUGAAUACUACCACCAGUAAGGCACGGGAGCAAGAAUUAAACGACGAGGGAUUUGAGGAAACGCAAAGCCUUGUCUCGGAAACCUUGAGUCAAGAGGCGUCGUCUGGCAACUACGAAACCGACACGCACGACUCAACGCGCUGUUCACCAGCCGAACUUACACGCACAACUAGCAGUAGCUUGCCUAAAACUAGUUCAACCAUCAUUGGUAGCAGCAAAAGCGCAACGACCAAGUCGCUACCGAGGCGUGAAAGUUCCAGGCUCAAUGUUCAAGAUAAGAACCUCGCGAGAAUCAAAAGCUUCGACAGACGGGACAGCAGGGAUAGCCUAUCGAGUAGAACGGGAAAGCCACAGGAAUCCUCUAGUUUUCUGCCAAAACGGACGAGCAGUCUCAAGAGAGAGCCACCCACAAGGAAAAGCCUGGAAAGCGCAAAGAGGGUGGUAUCAUGCGCAGGACCACGAAAUGAGGUUGAGCGCUCGGGUUCGCGCAGCAGUCUGCGCAGUUCUCGAAGCUCACUGAACAGUGCUACAUCAGUGAACACGGUGCGCAACCUCGGCCCAAAUAGCCAUGCACAUCUUGGUAGGUACACGUCGGCGAUAUGCGCUCUAACGAACAAUCUUCAGAAAGGCUCAACGAACUCGACAGGCUCAGCUAACUCGGACGACAAGAGACGCGGAUCCACACCAAGGACAUCGAUCACUAAGAUACCUGCAAGUAGAAGCAGCAGCAGUGGCAGUAGCGUUGGCCCGGCGGCAAGAAACAUUCGCAAAGCUAUUGGAGGUGUAUCGGAUGUUUCUCGUACGAGUUCCGGUAGUUUACGCAGCCGGCCUAUACCAGUGGCAUCGCGUAGCAGUAGCAGUGGUAGCAGCGUUGGCCAGCAGAUCCUAUCGAAUCGCAGCAGUGCCGACAAGUUGGUGGGUGGAAAAGGCGGUAGCAGUCUCGGUAUCAGCAGGAUAGGUCAGCCGCGCAGCGGAACAGUCGCGGCCAGAAGUCAGAGCUUCAUGCGACCCACUGCGGCAAGUGUCAACAAGGGCUCGAUACUAAACCUACCCAAAAGCAUGAAGACUCUCGUGAAGUAGUCUUAUUCAUAAACAAAAUGUGCAAAGCGACGCACGCGCUAGUUUACGGCUAUAUACAUUGUACUUUUAAAAAGCCAAAUGUGUGUUUUUUUAACUAUAAUGUACAUAGCCGAAUGACAGUAUUUUUCUCGUGGAUCCUUAAUUAACGAUUACUACGUUAAAUUUGCAAUUCUGCGAGAAAGGAAAGUUGUAUGACUGAGCACUGCUUUUCUUAUUUUUUUUUAAGAGAUAUAAAAGUUGAUUCUACUGAUUUUUCUUUUUUAAUUUAUUUGACGAUUCACACACUGCGACGAAUCAUUGUUAUUACCGUGAACGCGCGAGGAAAAAUCUCAGGAGAGAUUGUUUUCUAGAUACGGAUAAUUUCAAUGCGACAACACUCAUCCACCCACUCACUCUUGAGUCUUUUCCUUUUGACCGCUCCGUUAUAGAAACAAAAAAAUAGUAGUUCGUAACACCUGUAACAUACGAUGCGACUAACAUUUAAGUACUAUAUGUGCAUAUAAUAUAUUAUCUGUAUCAUAGAGAAUCGAUAUUAAUAAAGUUGAUGACUUGUGAUCAAA